CUGCGCAAACCCGGGAGCGCCCGAGCCCGGCGGCGCGGGGCGCGGGGAGCUUGGGGCUGUUAACCGAAGCCUGGGCGCCCGCGUUUGCGCAGGCGCCUCGGGGUUUGCGGCCUCGCCCUUGUCCGUUCAGGUCUCCCUUGGCCCACGGGCCCCACGAGCGGCCGGUUCCGAGAGCGCCGGGUUCCGCGGGCGCCGAGUUCCGCGCGCUGGAAAGACGCGGCGGCGGGAGCCCUGAUUGCUCUCCUUCAACAUGUGCAUUAUGAAGUUAUUAAUAUUACUUUUAUUUUCUGGACUUACAACUGGCUACAGAGAAAAUUCCUCCUACAGUUUGCCACCCAAGUUACUACUGGUGUCCUUUGAUGGAUUCAGAGCUGACUAUUUGCAGAACUAUGAAUUUCCCCAUCUCCAGAAUUUUAUCAAAGAAGGUGCCUUGAUAGAGCAUGUUAAAAAUGUUUUUAUCACAAAAACAUUUCCAAACCACUACAGUAUUGUGACAGGCUUGUAUGAAGAAAGCCACGGCAUUGUGGCUAAUUCCAUGUUUGAUUCAACCACAAAGAAACAUUUUUCUGACUUCAAUGACAAGGAUCCUUUUUGGUGGAAUGAAGCAGUACCUAUUUGGGUGACCAAUCAGCUUCAGGAAAACAGAUCAAGUGCUGCUGCUAUGUGGCCUGGUACUGACGUAUCCAUUCACAAUACUACACCUUCAUAUUUUAUGAAUUACAGCUCUUCAGUGUCAUUUGAGGAGAGACUAAAUAAUAUUAUCAUGUGGCUGAGCAAUUCAAGCCCACCAGUCACCUUUGCAGCACUCUAUUGGGAAGAACCCGAUGCCAGUGGCCACAAAUACGGACCUGAAGAUAAAGAAAACAUGAGCAGAGUGUUAAAAGGAGUAGAUGACCUUAUUGGGGAUCUGGUUCAUAAACUCAAAACGGUAGGAUUAUGGGAAAAUCUUAAUGUGAUCAUUACAAGUGAUCAUGGGAUGACCCAGUGUUCUGAAGAAAGAGUAAUAAACUUGGACCUCUGCAUUGACCACUCAAACUACACUGUCAUAGAUUUAACCCCAGUUGCUGCAAUACUUCCCAAAACAAAUAGAACAGAGGUUUAUAACAAAUUGAAAAACUGUAACAGUCACAUGAAAGUCUAUCUCAAAGAAGACAUUCCUGCCAAAUUUCAUUACCAACAUAAUGAUCGAAUUCAGCCUAUUAUUUUAGUUGCUGAUGAAGGCUGGACAAUUGUGCUUAAUAAGUCUUUAACAAAAUUAGGUGACCAUGGUUAUGAUAACUCUUUGCCUAGCAUGCAUCCAUUUCUAGCCGCCCAUGGUCCUGCAUUUCACAAAGGCUACAAACAGAACACAAUUAAUGUUGUGGAUAUUUAUCCAAUGAUGUGCCACAUCUUGAGAUUGAACCCACAUCCCAAUAAUGGAACCUUUGGCCAUACCAAGUGUAUGUUAACUGACCAGUGGUGCAUUAAUCUCCCAGAAGCCAUUGGAAUUGUUACUGGUGCACUCUUGGUCUUAACUACUCUAACGUGCCUCAUAAUAAUCUUGCAAAAUAAACUGCCUGUGCCUCGUCCGUUUUCCAGACUUCAGCUACAAGAUGAAGAUGAUGAUCCUUUAAUUGGGUAAUGUGUUGGGGUUUAUACCAAGUAUCUUUGGUUAGUCACAAAGCCAAGUAUUUACCCAGAAAAUGGUGUUAUAACUGUAAAAAAUAUAUACGUUGAAGAAGGGACAAAAAUUUUAUACCAAACAUGCUAAAAUUAUUUUGUUUUUCCCUUACGUUUUGAUGCAUUAAAUGCAUACCCUGGUUUUAUGAAAAUUGCUAAUAAUACAUUGAUUGACAUCAGUGCUUUCUCUAGAAAGUCUUUUUUGAGAAAAAUACUGCAUAUGCACUUUGUUUUUGGUUUUUGCAACAAAGGUCUGCUAGAUCUUUAGAUGAAAAAUGUGCCAACUUUCAGUGGGCAUGCUUUUCUAAUUUUAUACUUGUAAAUGAAACAACAGAAAUCCUUAUACAAUUAGUGGGGUUUGUGUAUCAGGGGGAAAAGUUUCCUUAUAUUUUUAUAUUUACUUUUAGUAGAUUUUGUAUUUCCAAGCCGAGGGAUAGGCAGUUCUGUAGUGAUUAAUAAAAUCUGUUAGCUAGUCAGAAAAGAGCUGGAAUACAAAGAAAUUUUAAAUUUCAAGAAAAAGUUUCAUGAAAAACAAUGACCAUGUAAUAUAAUACCUAAGCCUUCAUCUUACGUCUUUGUUAAAACUGUUGUUGAUCUCGAAAGGUAUAUUCUGAAGAUAACUGCUAAUAAGAAAUUAAUAGAAAGAAGUACUUUUCUUUGUGCUCAGUGUCUGUGUGUAGGUAUUUUAGUUGUUUGUGUUUGUGCGUGCAAGUGUGCGUGCGUGCAUGUGUGUAACGCAUUUCUGCUUGAACGUAUGGGUGUGUAGACUUAAAGUUACAUAAUCAGAGAUAGAAGAUAACAGAAUAUUAGUUGGACUUACACAUUUCUGUAGAACAGAGAUCUCGAGAAAGGUAGUUUUUACACUGCUAUAUUAACUUGCUCUCUUCUGAUCCACAAGUUAAAAAUCAUAAUUUGAAAUUUUUUCAUUAAGUUUCAGGCCAGAGUGAUAGUACAGCCAGUAGAGUGUCUGCCUUGUAUGUGGCCAAGCCAGUUCCCAUCUCUAGCAUCUCCAUAAGAUCCUCUGUGCCAAGGAGCAAUUCGCAGGCACUGAGCCAGGAAUAAGCCUUGAGCACCCCCAGGUAUGCCCCCCCCCAAAAAAAAAACCAAAGGGAAAACAUUUUAUUAAAUUUGUUGCCAUUUUCUCAAAUUAUUUACUGUAACUAGAAUACUUUGAAGUUCUACAGAAAAAUUUCUAUCCUGAGCACAGAUCUGGUUUUGACUGGGUCAAAAUAAGGAAGAGAGAUUUUUAUGCUUACCUUUGAAACUUCAUGUCUUAUCUUUUUGGCAAUAGUUAUUUUUAUGGAAUUCAGGAUCAUAUACCUUACUCAUCUGUUAAGUCACCGAGUAACCUCUUAGCACUAUUAACUUUCUGUCCCCUGAGUGCUACCUCUCUCUCCAAUAUUUGAUUCAUAGAGAUAGCUUUGGCUAUCUUUGCUAGGCAGCAGCUGUGAUAAACAAAAUAUUAAUAUGAAGAAAACUGAGAUGCAGCAGACUAGAUUGUAACUGCAAAAUGGAAAAUUAAGUUCAGGGACCAAUUAUCAGUACCUGGGACAAGUGAUUAAUAUUAAUAGCAUAAUGUUUGGCAAUUUAAUGUCUUUUAAAAUACAACAAGUAACCUAUAGCAAAUGGACAGCCCAGUUAAAUAGUGGUAAAGAGUGCAAAAUGAUGCCAGUUAUCAAACCUGUAAUUAUCUUGCUUGGCCUCUGCUAAUUUCCUCGUCCUAGUAUUUGGUGCCCUAUGUAUUUGAAAUAUUGAGAAGCAUUUCCACUCUUUGUGUUAGUAACCCAUGCUAUUGGUCACAAGGUCCUGUAAUAAAACCAACAUAACAAAUGAAUAAGAGGAAAUCAAUAGGAUUAAUUUUGCCUUUUAAUACUUUUUUUUAUGUUUUUCUCUCACAUAAGAGCUGAUAUGUACAAAAUAAUAGAAUUUUUUUUUCCACUUUGGUUUCUAUUGAAAGCAGAGCAAAGAAUAGAAAGAUUACAUUUAAAGUCAUAGACAUACUUUGAAUUAUUUUAUCACAGAAGAAUAUUUUAUACUAAUUGAGUAGAAGUUGGUCUUUCUAGUGGUGUCAGUGUUUGAGCGUACAUUAGCUUGAUGGGUGGUUAAAGUUUCAGAAUGUGUAAGUGUCAUUUAGCCUGUGAGUUAUAUAUAGGCUAUAAUAGGAAGGGAUACUUUGCCAGUGUCUUAACCCUUUGUAGGAAAGUCAUUUCCUAUUCAUCUCGACUUCUGUUCCAUCCUCAAAAUAUUAAAUUAAAUUAAAUUAAAAUUGUAACAUUUUUAUGUAUAUGUUGACAGGACAAGAAGAACAAUAUUUAUUUGAUCAGAGUUUAUAUAUUAUAUUGAAUUUUAUAUUACAUCGUUUGUAUCUUUAAAAAUUAUCACUUUUCAAGUCACUGAUUCUUCUACUACUCUGAGAAACUCUUUUAGUAAAAUUAGCCUUUAUACACUGAGGUUUGGUGAAUAUUUUGUUAAUUAACUAAUAUGCUGCUAUGUUCUUCGGAUAGUGGAAAAUGUUUGGUUCUAGGAAAAACUAUUUCUGAUAAUAAAACUUACAGGUAAUAGAAAAAACCUUUUUUUUGUUAAUUCUGUGAGUGAAGUACAGUAGCUACAGAGUAAGUACAGUUCUUAUGUUAUAUAAGGGGCAUUUCUGCUGUUAAUAAUGUCCAAGAUCGUCUGUUCUCAGUAUAAUAAAAAUUAUUUUAAUGUGC
This is a messenger RNA of Sorex fumeus (smoky shrew), 4367 nucleotides long. RefSeq names its product ectonucleotide pyrophosphatase/phosphodiesterase 4 (gene ENPP4). Bases 251 to 1621 code for a protein of 456 amino acids. The record is from RefSeq and is a predicted model, not a curated record. NCBI's taxonomy places the organism in Eukaryota, Metazoa, Chordata, Mammalia, Eulipotyphla, Soricidae. The transcript has 4 exons.